This is a messenger RNA of Camellia sinensis, 795 nucleotides long. The record is from RefSeq and is a predicted model, not a curated record. Lineage: Eukaryota; Viridiplantae; Streptophyta; Magnoliopsida; Ericales; Theaceae.
AUGACAAAGCCCCUCACAUUGGAUACAUUUCAGAGGCCUCAGAGUCAGUUGGGAGUUUGUCAAUCCGCUAAGAUUGUUUUUUCACAUACCUCGCCAAAGCACAGCCUCUCGAAGAGCCUCCAACGUCAAUCGAAGAAGUGCGAGAAGGAAGAGAAAGCCGAGAAACUCAAAGUCAAGAAAGCGAUCGAGAAAGGAAACAUGGACGGCGCUCGAAUCUACGCCGAAAACGCCAUCCGCAAGCGCAACGAGCAGAUGAAUUACCUCCGCCUCGCCUCUCGCCUCGACGCCGUCGUCGCCAGGCUCGACACUCAGGCCAAGAUGACCACCAUCAGCAAGUCCAUGGGCAAACUCAAGUCCUUGGAAUCCUCCCUCACCACCGGCAAUUUGCAGAAGAUGUCUGAGACCAUGGACCAGUUCGAGAAACAGUUCGUCAAUAUGGAGGUUCAGGCUGAGUUUAUGGAGAGUUCCAUGGCUGGCAGUACUUCUCUUUCCACUCCCGAGGGUGAAGUUAACAGCUUGAUGCAGCAAGUCGCCGAUGAUUUCACGUGAUUUGAGUAGCCAUGAGGGUGGCCUUUUGAUAAAGCUGUUGCCAUUAUAAUCUUUUAUAAUAUAUAAUCUUAACCCACAGAUUCACACACUGGUUUUUUAAAUCGUUUUUUUUUUUUUUUUUUUAUCUUUUCUUUUUGAACAUUCCACCACCGCCCUCAACACCUUUCCUUUACCUUUUGCACCCCACUUUACCUUUAUUUAUUUUAUUUUAUCUUCCCUUUUUCUUUUCAAAAAAAAAAAAAAAAA